Messenger RNA from Saccostrea cuccullata (small rock oyster), 612 nucleotides. RefSeq names its product cerebellin-3-like. The coding region runs from base 1 to 612 and encodes 203 amino acids. The record is from RefSeq and is a predicted model, not a curated record. NCBI's taxonomy places the organism in Eukaryota, Metazoa, Mollusca, Bivalvia, Ostreida, Ostreidae. Gene Ontology annotation, molecular function: protein binding. The transcript is spliced from 3 exons.
AUGGCUGAAAAGAAGAAAAUCCAUGCUGUGACCUUCCCCUUAGACUUCAUUAAAUGUAAGCAAAUUGCGAAGGAGAUGAGAAACUUUAUAAUAAUUGGUUCCAUUCUGGCCUUCCAUAUAGUUUCUGGAAAUAUGACCUUCUUAAAAUAUUUGAAAACUCAGGCGAGCAACAUGGAGAAAGGCCUCGACCUUGUUAUCAAAGAAGGACUUCCUUCAAAUGACAUUGUUGCGUUUUCGGCUUAUCAAUCGGCUGCUAAAAGUUACAAAGAACACGAAACAUGGAUAUAUGAUACGGUCCUCGUCAACGACGGGAGUUCAUAUGAGAGGACAACAGGCAUCUUUACUGCACCUUCUGACGGGACAUAUGGGUUUACCUGGUCAACCUUAACCGAUCCAAAUAAAAUGGCUCAUCCUCUCCUGAGGGUUAAUGGUCAAUAUAAAGGAUAUGCAGCAUUCAAUAAUUCCAUCACUUCACAGAAAUUUUGGAGUAGCGGCUCUAAUACGGUUCUAGUUCGACUGAAGAAAGGUGACAAAGUCAGCAUUGCUUCCGGAUAUGGAGCUGCAUAUGCAAGAAAGAAAUUUACCUCAUUUUCUGGAUGGAAGAUGCACUAA